Molecule: messenger RNA, 1624 nt
Organism: Eucalyptus grandis
Lineage: Eukaryota; Viridiplantae; Streptophyta; Magnoliopsida; Myrtales; Myrtaceae
Exons: 12
Coding region: 451-1173 (240 amino acids)
Source: RefSeq, a predicted model, not a curated record
CAUCCACAAGACGCCAUCGUUCCUGGUCACAAGCUUCGGUCGCCGGCGCUACGAGUGGCUCAAGAUCCGAGCGGUCGAAGCGCUCGAACUCGAGCUCGACUUGGCAUCAUCCAUGGCCGCCGCCGCUUCCGCCGCCGCCGCCUCCGCUUCCGCUCUCUUUCCUGCCGUCCGCUUCCUUCCACGGUCCCGGCCACGACCACGAAGCCCGCACUCUCGGUUUCGGUGCUGCCCGCUCGCAGGGUCGGUGGCGGCCUAGGGGUUUCGCGCGCCGCUCGCGUGGCCAUUUCGAGCGACGGGCAAGGGCAAAGAGGGUACGAUCCGGAGCUGCGAUCGGUGCUUGAACUGGCCACGGACUCCGAGCUUUACGAGCUUGAGAGAAUCCUUUUUGGCCCGAGCUACUUCAGUCCACUGUUGAAAUCAAUAACGAAUAAAACAGAUGUGGACUAUGCGAUGAUCGGAGAGGAUCUUGAAGAGAGGGAGGAUUUUCUGGCGGCUCUCGAGUCGCGGUUCAUGUAUCUUGCAGCUGAUGCUCGUUCUGUGUUAAGAGGUUGGAGGCCUUCAUACAGGAGUGUCUUGCUUUCUGUGAGGAAAGAGUUGAACAUUCCUUGCUCAACUAAACUUUCAACUGAGGACCUAGAAGCUGAAAUCUUUCUACAUCUGUUGCAAGAUUACUUGAUUGAAGAAUGUGGAUCUUCUGAUGUGCAAGAUAGCCUAGAACUUGGAUUUGAUGAACAAAAGGUCCAAGCUUUUGCGGCUUCAAAAUUUGGGGCAAGAGAACUCCGUUCACUGAUUUUUAAGGGGGGAAGUUUGAUUACUUUGGCAAAGAUUUAUCAGAUGAUCGCAAGAAGAUUAUCUGGAAAAGUCCUCUCAGAAGCUGCCAACUAUCAGAUACGAAAGGAAAUUAUCAAGAAAGGCGGACAGUUGGCUGCUAUAAAUCUUGAAUCUCGUGCAGCCUUGCUUGUCGCAAAGAAGGGUUUUGCUGGCGCUGCAUUAAGAUAUCUGGGUUUGAGGAGCACGAUGUCUUUGCUUGGUCCAAUGCUGUGGGGAACUUUUCUUGCUGAUAUGGUCAUUCAAAUGCUCGGGACUGAUUAUGCUAGAAUUUUGCAAGCAAUUUUUGCCUUUGCACAGAUCCGUAUAAUGCGAACGUAUAGAGUACCUGCUGAUGCUGACUGAGGCAUUGAGAGCAUUUCAGGAUAGUUGUGUCAGACAUUCAACGCUGGUUCAUGGGCCCAAGCAUGGUAUUUGCUAGCAGAACUGGCUUAGCUCGAUUGUUGGUGUCCAUGACAAAUUCUCCCCAGAAUGUUGCUCACUUUGUUCUACCAAGAAAGUGUCUGCUGCCUUGGCGAGAAUUGAAUGUCCUGGUUUGUAUGAUGGAAGAAUAGGUUGCCAUUUGGGGGAAUUUGGCGAACUGUACAUAUGGUUUCUGCCUUUGGAUAGUUCAGCUUGAUGGUUAUAUGUAUUUCAGUAAGAGCGCUUGAAAAAGUUUCUUCUCUGGUUCUUUUUUUCCCCUGAUGUUUUUAUGUCAGUUGUGCGGUCUUGUCAGGGAUUUCCAUCUUCUAGCUGCUGAGAAUGUUGGGACCAGAUUUUUCCUGUCAAAGUGUGUGUCUUGAGGACCUUGUAGCCA